Molecule: messenger RNA, 829 nt
Organism: Bactrocera tryoni
Lineage: Eukaryota; Metazoa; Arthropoda; Insecta; Diptera; Tephritidae
Gene: kappaB-Ras
Product: NF-kappa-B inhibitor-interacting Ras-like protein
Exons: 2
Coding region: 1-666 (221 amino acids)
Biological process (GO): canonical NF-kappaB signal transduction
Molecular function (GO): GTP binding; GTPase activity
Source: RefSeq, a predicted model, not a curated record
AUGUUGACUGCUAAAAUAGGUAAAGUUGGCAAAGUGCUUAUAUGUGGUAUGAAAGGUGUUGGCAAAACGGCAUUGUUGGAGCAACUAAUUUAUGGGAAUGUUAAUAUGGAUACGGAAUUACAUCCCACUAUAGAAGAUAUAUAUGUUGCCAGUGUGGAUACAGGACGCGGUGGAGCACGUGAGACUCUUCGAAUUUACGACAGCGCAGGACUACAGGGAAAGGGACAACUGCCACGCCACUAUCUUUAUUUUCCAGAUGGUUAUGUAUUGGUGUAUGAUCCAACUGAUCCCAGUAGUUUAGAUAUGUUAGCAGAUAUAAAAACCGAUAUCGAUCGUAAUAAGGAGAAAAAAGAUAAUGUAGCAAUAAUCGUUUUGGCUAAUAUGCGUGCACGCAACAGACGUGAUUCACCAGCAUCGCCACCCAUUCAAGUAACGCAGCCCCAAUCACAGCAGCAGCAACCCGAUCCAGUGGAGUCUGUAUUGAAUCGUGCAAAUAGUUGGUGCGCACGUGAACGUAUUAAACAUUACACUGUAAAUGCCAUGGAACGUCCGUCUUUGUAUGAACCAUUUAUAUCAUUGUGCGCCCGUUUGCAUCCGCCACCGACAAAGAGCAGUUUCCCCCAAUUGCGUCAGGUAAUGCAGAAAACACAGAAAAAUGAUAGCUAGGACGGGGAAUCGGAUGGCGGCGGUGAUAAUAUGCUAUGGUGUAUUACAGGCUGUCAGCGUAUCGGCAGUGGUGGUGAUGGGCAGUAAGUUAUUAUGUGAAAUAAUAGUAGUAUCGAAAUGGUAUUAAAACUCUUUAAAAAUUAACAUUGCAUAUUACAGUAAA